Chelonoidis abingdonii (Abingdon island giant tortoise) is the source of this 3723-nucleotide messenger RNA. Lineage: Eukaryota; Metazoa; Chordata; Testudines; Testudinidae. The record is from RefSeq and is a predicted model, not a curated record.
UGUGAAGUAAUCCCUGUAUUUAUAUCAGUUUCAUAGGUAGAUCAGUCAAGUGUUUUACUAUAUCAGGGUUAAAUAUGAUUAUUCUUGAUAAAGUGGACAGAAAGCUUCAAUGUUUCAUUUAUUCUUCAGGGUCCCUGUGUAGAAACCAAGAGACGCAGAAUAUGCAGCAUCUUUUUGCCCUGCUGGUGCUGUUGCACAUGCAGGUUUGCCUGCUGUUGAAGGACUGCAAGUGGAAAGUUGUGCUCAACGAUUUUGAUAAUCUAGGUGGGGACCAAGCUGUGUUUUUUAGGCAGCACCCAGUCACUAGCGUAGCAUCUGUGUUCCAGAAUCUGACAGACUCGGCCAUAGACCUGACUGAUAAAAAUUCGCACUACCUGGGCUUCCCAUACUACCUGAAAAUCAGUCUAACCUGCAUCACUCAGGACGCGACGAAGGUCAUUCGCAAUGCUCACCUGACGGGGCUGAGGCCCAUUGUGACCGUAACGUUUGAAGCGCCUGUCAAUACAGAGCAUCAGAAACCCCAGGAGCUGCAGAUUGAGAUGAAAGGCGCCCCUUACCGGCUCCAGGGACCUUGUGCCAGCGAGGAGGUUUGCCGGAUGUGCUGGUACACGCCCAUGCCAAUGACAAAGAGGAGCGUGGUGAUGGAGGUCCUAGUCAAGAGCAAUGGCCUGGGCCUUGAAGUGGACAACAAGAGAUUUGUUAUGAAUAUUAACGGCUACAUGAAGGAAACUGAGACUGGUUUACAAUCUUCCCUAGGAGAGAAGGUUACAUCACUGGCGGAGAUGAUCUCACUGGACAGCCGGUCCCGUCCCAUUUGGUCCACCUUCAAUCAAGCCCCUGUGCUGAUCCUUGGGGGAUUCCAGGGUUACAAAGUCAUUCUGGUUUCAGACUCGGAGUUUGCAGAUUUCACUGCUGUGGAGGUGGGGAUCGACAGCUGCUGGAUCGGGUCCGUGAACUGCCCCCUGGACUCGUUCUCCUCCUCCAUUUUCGAUGCCAUCGCUACAGAAAGCAUGCUCCUCCUCCGCCAGAACCAGCUGGUCUAUUACUUCACUGGGAACUAUUCAGUCCUUUUUCUUCCUGUGCCGGGAUCCGGCCUCUGGACCCGUGUGCUGAACAACAUCUGCGUGUCACGGUUAAACCCGGUGCACUUUCCCCACAACGGCUCCGAGUUCGUGAUUGCUCUUGGAGGGGGCGUGCAAGAAGGAGAAUUCUUCCUUGGCACCAUUCGCGAUGGAGCCGUUCGGUUUCCCGAAUCACACGCCAAGGGGAGGAAGACAGUUUGUGAACAUUUGAACAGUAAGUGCCUUUUGGGUCCUUGUGUUCCUCAGGGUCCCUACUUAACAGAUCCCCAGCUGAACACUGAUACAAUUUUGGAACACUGGUACAAUGGAACACUGAUACAAUUCUGGAACACCGGUACAAUGGAACGCUGGCCCCAAUUCUGGAACACUGAUACAAAGGAACACUGGUACAAUUCUGGAACACUGGUACAAUUCUGGAACACCUGGCUCCUCAUCUGGCACACUGUUUCUUGCGUGAUCCUCUGGGCUGUCUACAUCACGGAAGAGGAGGUGAUUGUGCUGCUGGUGGAAGGGAAGAAAAAGAGCAGCAAGUCCGAUUACUACAUCAUGGCCUACGAUCAAGCCAAUGGAGAUUUCUGGAUGUUGUACGCUAUCCCUCGCUUCAUACCCAAAGACACUGAGAAAGGGUUUGUGAUGUUGGUGGGACUGGAAGAAUUCACGGAUUCCCCGCUGAUCCCAAGGGGGCUGUCCUAUAACCCGUUCAGCACAAUCUUCUACAUCUGGGGCAAUGUUAUUUUACAAAGCUACGACCUGGUUAAUUACAUUCUCCUCUCCGACUUCCCCCAACGAUCCCCCAUCAGCUACUUCAUUCUGUCGUAUGUAGGGGAAUUCGUGUGUGUGACAGUCUCGGAGGAGAUCUGGUUUUCUAUGGAAGGCAGCUCGGUCGUCGUUCGGCUUUACCCCUCUGAACCCUGGGACAUGUACUUCAGUCUCCAGCUAAUGAGAGGGUCGAAGGACUUUAGCUUCAAUGAGACCUUUGUGAGCCUCUUCUUUAACAAGGAGGGGCUGCAGCAGCUGGUUUACAUCCCGGAUGGACAUGGAGAGGGAAAGCUGAUCAAGAGGAACUUCCCUCUCCAUUAUAUAUUGUCGUACCGGCACCUCAUCAUUCAUCGGUACCAUUGGCUGUAUUUACAAGAUUCUCAGUACAUCAGGUUCUUCCAUCCCUGCUCCUUCUCGGUCAUGCGCCUCGAGGACCUCCCAGCCCCUCAGCGCUUCACCCGGAUGGAGCACUAUUGCACCGAGCCGCCAGAUGUCAUGGACAGAACAGGCUUCCACAACAACGUGUCUCUGGCUGUAUACCAGGGACUGAUCUUCCAGCUGCUCUGGCUGCACGCGGACUAUAGCAGGCCUUAUGCUGACCCAGUCCAUGACCCAACUUGGCGCUGGUGGAAAAACAGAAAGCAAUACUCAGAGUAUUUCUUUUACGUAGCGAGCAAUGGCAACUCCUCCGGAGGCGUCUACGUCAACAUGGAGGGCUACACGAAGAUCUAUGACCUGCAGCCCAAUAACCAGCUGCCCAGCAAGAUUUACCUGGACAAGAAUAAUGUCUUUUCUUUCUCAGUGUUCCUGAGCAUCAGGACACAGGCACACAGCAUGGGGGAAAUGCCGGAAGAGAACUCUAUUGAUUUUGUGUGGCUCACCGUUGUCUUAGCGCAUCCGAAGUUUGUGGUUUCAGACCUCCAGCGGCACUAUCUGAUGGGCCGGGGCUCCGUGCUGUAUUCGGUGAGUACACGGGGCCGGCUACACAGGCAUGUGACACAAACACCUCCAUGUCUCCAGCUCUGUCAGGUUAUAAAUUCGGCAACAAAUUGUUACCACUACACAGCGUCCGGCCCAAAGCUCCAGGGCUAUGCCAUGGUGCCAAUCUUCAUUGGCUGCCCCCCGGGCAAGAGGCUGGCCUUCGACAUCACCAGAACCCUGAAGUACACCACCAAACAGAACAAGCGGUACUUCGACUGCAUCCACAAGAACCCAGAGCUGCCAUGUUUCUUCUUUAACGAUGUAUUUUACCCCUUCUUCUUGAUCCAAGACAUGGUGACGGGAGACUCAGGACCUUUCAUGGGCAGCUACACGUUGAGGAUCAUUGGCGGAGGGCCGUACUUGGAGAGCAGGAUCCGCCUCUACAGCCCGAGCGAAAUCCUUGACUAUAACACGGCAAACGGCAGCACACCGCUGAGUCUGAUCUGGAUGAGGGCUAAUCACACAAAACCUGCCCUUACCGAUCCUGAAGGCUUCAAUGUCUUCUCCGGAACUGACUGUGGGAUCAAGUGGGUCUGUGAGCAGAACUCGCCCUGUUACGAUGUGGUUCCCUUAGACCUGACAGCUCCAGAUUACUUCUUUUUGGUGGAGGUGUCUAACAGACAGUGCAAGGGACCGUGGGAUGCCUGCCCUCACUGUCCCACGCAGAAUAGGAAGUGGCAGGCGGAGGCCGGCUUUGGGAUGCCAGGCCGCUUGUCCCGGGGGCGGCCACGCUCGCCCGAGAUGGCUGCGUGGCUUGAAUGAUGGUGACGGAUGCCCACGUUCUGAGCCCCCAGGUCCAUCCCUGCAGGGCAGUGGACAAGAGCACCUACUGCGACUAAGACCUGGAAUUUGUGAUCCACAUUCAUGGCUUGCGGCUCAGCCCCGCCCGGGCAAUGGCCUU